Molecule: messenger RNA, 3112 nt
Organism: Poeciliopsis prolifica (blackstripe livebearer)
Lineage: Eukaryota; Metazoa; Chordata; Actinopteri; Cyprinodontiformes; Poeciliidae
Gene: slc13a3
Product: solute carrier family 13 member 3
Exons: 14
Coding region: 253-2049 (598 amino acids)
Biological process (GO): monoatomic anion transmembrane transport; citrate transport
Cellular component (GO): membrane
Molecular function (GO): succinate transmembrane transporter activity; sodium:dicarboxylate symporter activity; citrate transmembrane transporter activity
Source: RefSeq, a predicted model, not a curated record
AAUAAGCCUCUCAUGAACACAGCCUUGGCUGAUUGGCUCAUUUUUUUGAUCAGUUCCGGUUUCGGCUUCCUGGCGGCGUUCAGUUCAUCACCUGCUGCCGAGAUCCACUCAAAGUAUCCCGGAGGAGUUAACCUGUAGCAGAGUGUGUGGUUAAUCUACUCCUGCGUCCAGCCAAGGGCUUCAAAGUGAUCCCUCUCAGGCUUUUCCCAGCCACUUUAUUUUCCCAAACAGAGCAGAAAACCCACUGAGGGAAUGGAAAUAGCUGUGGUGUUCAAGAAGCUGUGGUGUGUCCACAAGCAGCUGCUUGUCUGCCUCGCGCCGCUCCUGUUCCUUCCUUUAGUUUUUACUCUGCCAGAAAAGGAGGGAAAAUGCCUUUACAUUGUGGUACUGAUGGCUACGUAUUGGUGCACAGAGGCCUUGCCUCUGGCAGUCACUGCGAUGCUUCCAAUCUGCCUCUUCCCGACGCUGGGGGUUCUCCCAGCCAAAAAAGUCUGCCCCCAGUACUUAAUAGAGACCAACUUCCUCUUCUUCAGCGGUCUUGUGUUGGCGUCGUCGAUUGAGGAUUGCGGCCUGCAUCGUCGUAUAGCACUGAAGGUCCUUAGUAUUGUCGGAGUGAAACCCGCCUGGCUCAUCUUGGGAAUGAUGAUGACCACAUCCUUCCUGUCCAUGUGGCUCAACAACACUGCCACAACAGCCAUGAUGCUUCCCAUUGCAAACGCCAUCCUGGCGAGCCUGUUUGGGGACCUGGAGACCCUGAAGCAAAAGUCCCAAACCCCAAAGGAUCAUGACAAUGUUGCACUAACUGGUCGAAAAUCACUGAGGAUGCAUGCGGUGCCAUCAGAGCCUUCAGAAAAACUUGUGCUGUCAUUGGAAAGGGUGGAAGCCUUGGAGCCUCCAGACACGAGGUCGGCUGAGGAGAUCCGGUUAGAGGCAGAGUAUCAGCUGAAAGUGUGGAAAGGAUUCUUGAUCUCUAUUCCCUAUGCUGCCAGUAUUGGAGGUACAGCGACGCUGACAGGCACAGCACCGAACCUCAUCCUGAUCGGACAGCUCAAAAGCUACUUCCCAGACUGUGAUCUCAUCAACUUUGGCUCUUGGUUUGCCUUUGCCUUCCCCCUUAUGGUUCUCUUUCUGUUUUUGAGUUGGCUUUGGAUUUCUUAUCUCUACGGCGGACUGAAUACAAGGUUAUGUUUCCCGAAACAUGACCACAGAGACAAGGCAGAGGCCAGAGCCAAAGCUCUCAUUAUGGAAGAUUACAGAAAACUGGGGCCCAUGAACUUUGCAGAAGGGUCCAUCUCUUUCUUUUUUUCUUUAUUCGCUCUUCUUCUGUUCUCAAGAGAUCCCAAAUUUGUUACUGGAUGGUCUGUGUUUUUCAAAAAAGGGUAUGUCUCAGAUGCUGUCACUGGUAUCAUCAUUGUGUCCAUGUUGUUCUUCUUCCCAUCACAAAAACCCUCUCUGACUUGGUGGCGUGACCCAAAAGCUGUAAACACUCCAUACAUCCCUCUGCUUUCGUGGAAAAAGGCCCAGGACUCUGUUCCUUGGAACAUUCUCCUCUUGCUUGGAGGCGGCUUUGCAAUGGCCAAAGGUUGUGAGGAGUCUGGCCUCGCGUCCUGGAUCGGAGGCCACCUCCAGCCCUUGGCUGAAGUUCCCCCAGCUGUAGCUGCGAUUUUGAUCACUGCUUUCCUGGCUUGUUUCACUGAGUUUGCCAGCAACACAGCGACUGUUAUUAUAUUUCUACCCAUCAUUGCUGAACUGGCCGUUCUUGUCUCUGUGAACCCCCUGUACUUUAUGAUUCCUGGCACUGUGGGAUGUUCAUAUGCCUUCAUGCUUCCUGUUUCCACUCCACCCAACUCUAUCGCCUUUGCAUCCGGACAUCUCUUGGUCAAAGACAUGGUGAAAACCGGCUUUGUCAUGAACGUCCUGGGGAUCCUCUCCGUGUCUCUGGCUUUGAACACGUGGGGCGUCGCCAUGUUUAACUUGAAUUCCUACCCAAAAUGGGCUCAGCCCUCCAACAGUACUGCUGCCACUUCAAAGUUCGCUUCCCAUCCAUGAGGCCAGCCAAUGCCACACUUUGAAGAUGUAAAUGCAGAUUGUAUAUAAAUUUUAAAACUAAAACUAUACAUGAACACCUCUGUUUUUAAAUGUGCUAACCCGUUAGCAAAGCCUAAAGGUUCUUCUGCCCUUUAGGAAACCUGUUGCAGUUAUUGCUUCAUACUUUAAUGUUCACUUUGGCUUUAAGAUUUGUGAAUAUGCUAUUAAAAAAAUGCUGAAUUAUCAUACAUGAACAGGGCCAGAAGUACCAGAUGCUGUCAGAUUUAAGAAUUUCAGUAACAAAUCCAUUGAGUUUAAUCUGAUGUCGGCACCCUUUUUACAGUCUAAACAGCUUCAGCUCUUCUGGUUUUGGACUUUUCUUUUACAGAAACCCAUUUGUGAGGUCAGACACUGAUGUUGGACAAGAAGCCCUGGCUCUCAGUUUCUUCUCCAAUUCCUCCUAAAUGUGACUUUUGCAUGAUUGAUCUCCUUUAGCACUCCGACUAUGGCAGAAAUAUCUCGUAACAUUAUCUUUAGAGCCAUCCCAAUAAUCGACAACCUUAAAAUUGUCAGAAGGAGAUGAUCGGGUCAAACAUAGUCAUAAUUAGCUUGCUGUGUUGACUGGUGUUCAGAGGGCUGUAGCUAAUUUCUCUUUCUUUAUUCACCUCCAGCCAUUUUAUUUGUACAUAAAGCCAUUUUUCUUCAUAUACACAUUUGAUCAUAGAUCCAACAGACGACAAAUAAAAAGCAAAAUUAGAAAAAUCACAGAAAAUGUGGCAUCAGAACAGGGUAACGGCACCAAUAGCUACAAGUCUUAAUGACUUCUACUUGGUUAUAAUGGAUGCAACACCUGAGGAAAUAAUUUUGAGAGAGGAGCCAAUACACUUUACAAUACUAUACUUUAAAUUCUGUUUCAUAGAUGGUGCCGUUUGUAUUUCUUACUACAAGGCCAGUCAAAAAGAAGAGAAACAUCUGUGAAUAACUGAAUAAAUUUCAUCUAUCACUGAAAUUCAAACAGCGAUCGUGUUGGAGAAUCAUUCUGCACACAUUUCACUUCCAGUAAUUAAAACCUUCACCAACUGUA